AUGGCCACCGAGAGUUUGCUCGACGCCCCUCCUGACUUCUAUCAGGUCCUGCAGGGCCUCCCAAUCAGGGCUUCGAGUCCAGGACCGCACGAUGCUGAGGAUGACCAUAGUCCUCGCAGUGUACAUCAGAGGACGUAUAUGGCCGCUGCGUUCAUAUGUGCAUGCGUGGACGACGACUCCAGCAACUGGAGCAACUUCUACUCGUCCACGACAGCGGAACAGAGCUCAAAAGACUCCUCCGAUGAUUCUCCCGCACCACACAUACACAUGCAGGAUGACGAUCUUGGCGACGAACUCCUUCAAGGCGCUGUGCGUGCCGCUCUGCACGGACUGCAUGAUCUUUGUUCCCGCCCUUCUGACCAAUUAUCUACUGGCACCGACGAUUGGCGUUGCCCUGUCAAAGGCUGUAGCGAAGUCGUUCGCCCGUUCGACCUUACUCGGCAGCAGUGCGACGUCGUUGCCAUGUUAUCGGGGGAUCUCAAUUCUAUGCUAGCCCAAGACGUCGACAAUAGGGUCGCUCUUCACCACCAGGACCCAUACAAGUUUCUACGCUACGUCGACGCCAUCGCUUGGGAGCAUCUCUCGUGGCAUCUUCACCGCGCCCACAUCACGUUCUACUACCCUCAUCCUCAUAGGAACAGCCCGGUUGGUGGUGGAACGAGGCUCUUUUGGCUCGCGACCGGGCCCUCCAGCAAGAAGUGA
This is a messenger RNA of Peniophora sp. CBMAI 1063, 702 nucleotides long. The record is from the annotation of a GenBank genome assembly. NCBI's taxonomy places the organism in Eukaryota, Fungi, Basidiomycota, Agaricomycetes, Russulales, Peniophoraceae.